UCGCCGGUUCCACAUCAUCACUGAACUCCGAAGAUCAAAAAUGCACAUCAUGAGGAGAGACAAGAAGGAGGAGGAGGAAGGUGGUGGAAAUCCAUUCCACAACUUGGAGAAAACAGCAGUGCUCCAGGAGGCCAGGACAUUUAAUGAGACUCCAAUCAAUGCCAGAAAGUGCAGCCAUAUUCUGACUAAAGUUCUCUACUUGAUUAAUCAGGGAGAACAGAUCGGAUCAACAGAAGCUACUGAGACUUUCUUUGCUAUGACAAAGCUUUUUCAAGCCAAGGAUCCCAUUUUGCGAAGACUGAUGUACCUUGGAAUAAAAGAAAUGUCCAAGAUUGCUCAAGAUGUGAUCAUUGUUACUAGCAGUUUAAUGAAGGACAUGACAGGAAAAGAUGACCAGUUUAGGGGACCAGCCAUCAGAGCUCUCUGUUCAAUCACUGAUAACACUAUGCUACAGAGUAUUGAGAGGUAUAUGAAGCAGGCCAUAGUGGACAAGAACCAUGCUGUAUCUAGUGCAGCUCUUGUCUCCUCUUUGCACCUGAGUAAAGGAAGCUCUGAGGUGGUCAAGCGAUGGGUGAACGAGGCACAAGAGGCAGUGUCCAGUGAUAACAUAAUGAAUCAGUACCAUGCUUUGGGUCUUCUUUACCACAUUAGAAAAUAUGAUCGUCUUGCUGUCACCAAAUUAGUCAGCAAGUUCAGCAAGCACUCUCUUAAGUCACCAUAUGCCUACUGUCUACUGAUACGUAUUGCCAGUAAACUGAUGGAAGAGGAAGGUGCAGGGACAGAAAGUCCAAUGUUUGACUUUAUUGAGAACUGCCUUCGACACAAGAGUGAGAUUGUCAUCUAUGAAGCUGCUCAUGCUAUUGUGAAUUUGAAGAACACCUCGGCUAAGGAGCUGGCUUCUGCUAUCCCAGUUCUUCAGUUGUUCUGUAGCUCACCAAAGCCUACACUGAGGUUUGCUGCCAUUAGAACUCUUAACAAGGUUGCAAUGAAGCACCCAGCUGCAGUGACAGCCUGUAAUAUGGAACUGGAGAAUUUGAUCACAGACUCCAACAGAAGCAUAGCCACACUGGCCAUUACAACAUUACUCAAGACUGGGAAUGAGAGCAGUGUGGACAGGCUGAUGAAACAAAUCUCAAGUUUUAUGAAUGAAAUCUCUGAUGAAUUCAAGAUAGUUGUUGUACAGGCCAUUCAAUCACUGUGUUUGAAGUUCCCAAGAAAGCACAAUGUGUUGAUGAACUUCCUGUCUUCUAUGCUUAGAGACGAGGGAGGUUUUGAAUACAAGAAAGCCAUCUGUGACAGCAUCAUCACAAUCAUCGAGGAAAAUGCUGAUGCCAAAGAAGCAGGUUUGGCUCACUUGUGUGAAUUCAUUGAGGACUGUGAACAUACUGUCCUGGCAACCAGAAUCUUACACCUGCUUGGGAGGGAAGGACCCAGAACUCCCACCCCCUCCAAGUACAUCCGCUUCAUCUACAACAGGGUCAUCCUGGAGCAUGCCCCAGUCAGAGCAGCUGCAGUGUCGGCUCUGGCUAAGUUUGGAGCUCACUGUGAGGAACUGUUACCUAGCUGUAUUGUACUCUUAGAGAGGUGCCUGUUGGAUACAGAUGAUGAGGUUAGAGACAGAGCCACCUUUUAUGUCCACGUCCUCCAUCAAAAACAGAAAGCUCUCAACUCUGCCUACAUACUUAAUGGUUUACAGGUGUCUGUUGUUGGACUAGAGAGGGCACUCCACCACUAUACAUUGGAACCCUCGGAACAACCAUUCGACAUGAAGUCUGUACCACUGGAGACCCAACCCAUCACAGAACAGAAAGCUGUGAGAGAACCAGGUGACACUGCAGCACCUAAAGCAGAAAAAGUGGCAGCUUCCAGACAAGAUGUUUAUGCUGAACAAUUGAGAGCCAUACCAGAGUUUGCUAAUUUGGGAAACUUGUUCAAGUCCUCUUCUUUACCUGUGGAGCUGACGGAGUCAGAAACAGAGUAUGUGGUACAGUGUAUCAAACACACCUUUGGGCGAUACAUUGUAUUCCAGUUUGACUGUACUAACACUCUGAAUGACCAAGUCCUGGAGCGUGUAACUGUCCAGAUGGAGCCAGCUGAGGGCUUUGAGGUUCUGAAGAUGAUUCCUUGCCCCUCCCUGCCAUACAAUAAACCAGGGACCACCUACACAAUGGUCAGACUACCCGAGGAUGCUCAGCUAGUAACUGGAACAUUUAGCUGUGUCCUGAAGUUUAUAGUAAAGGACUGUGACCCAAAUACAGGAGAACCAGAUGAUGAGGGAUACGAGGACGAAUAUGUCCUUGAGGAUGUAGAGGUCACUGUGGCUGACCAUGUACAGCGAGUUAUUAAACCAAACUUUAGCGCCUCCUGGGAGGAAGUUGGCCCAGAAAAUGAAUUGGAGGAUACAUACGCCUUGUCUACAGUUAAGACUUUGGAAGAUGCUGUGAAGCAGAUAAUACAGUUUAUGGGUAUGCAGCCAUGUGAGCGAUCUGAUAAGAUUCCAGAGGGUAAGAGUUCCCACACCCUGUACCUGGCAGGGGUAUAUAGAGGGGGACAUGAUGCGCUUGUACGGGCCAAGCUGGCCCUAUCAAAUAACGGGGUCACCAUGCAGUUAACUGUCAGAUCAACUGAUCCUGAUGCUUCAGAAGUCCUAGCUACAGCCAUUGGUUAAUUGUGUGUGCUUAAAAACAAUAACUCAUAAAAUUUUUGGAAAUGUUUAUUAUAAUAUGAAAAAAUAUAAGAAACAUUUGAGAUUGAAUUAAUAGAAAAUAUAUUUGUCAUUUUAUUCUUAUUGUUGUUGGGAUAUAAUGUAUACAAAUAAAAGUAUCAUGUCUGUG
Molecule: messenger RNA, 2834 nt
Organism: Saccostrea echinata
Lineage: Eukaryota; Metazoa; Mollusca; Bivalvia; Ostreida; Ostreidae
Product: coatomer subunit gamma-2-like
Exons: 24
Coding region: 41-2668 (875 amino acids)
Biological process (GO): intra-Golgi vesicle-mediated transport; organelle transport along microtubule; protein secretion
Cellular component (GO): endoplasmic reticulum; COPI vesicle coat; endoplasmic reticulum-Golgi intermediate compartment
Molecular function (GO): structural molecule activity
Source: RefSeq, a predicted model, not a curated record